Molecule: messenger RNA, 1078 nt
Organism: Labeo rohita (rohu)
Lineage: Eukaryota; Metazoa; Chordata; Actinopteri; Cypriniformes; Cyprinidae
Gene: mettl21cb
Product: methyltransferase 21C, AARS1 lysine b
Exons: 6
Coding region: 98-937 (279 amino acids)
Biological process (GO): peptidyl-lysine methylation
Cellular component (GO): cytosol; cytoplasm
Molecular function (GO): protein-lysine N-methyltransferase activity
Source: RefSeq, a predicted model, not a curated record
UAACUCAGUUCUUCCAUGGGAGGAGCAGAGGGAUGCUGCUUCUUUAUAAAAGCCAAUUUGCCCUGAGGAUGUCAACUGUAAAGCUGUUUCUGUUUCUAUGUAUAUGUCUGUACUGAGUGAGAAGACAUUUGGACUCGAUUCAAUAAUGGAGAUUGAAGGAAGGCCAGGACUGCAUGUGCAGAAAAAAGGAAUCGUGAAGCAGCCUGACCCUGUCAAACCACCACCAAACAACGCAGAAGAAGAGGAUCUGGACGAUGAAAACAUGCAUAAGGAGGCAAUGAACAGGCGCAAUGCCUGGCAGCGCAGUGUCUUCUAUUCCCUUGGCAAAGAGACCUUUUUCUUCACUGGACAGGAGAUCAGCGUCCGAGAAUCACUCGACUCUUUUGGCGCCGUCGUCUGGCCAGGCGCUGUGGCUCUCUGUCGGUAUUUGGAGAAGAACCGGGAACAGGUGGACCUGCUGGAUAAAGCAGUGCUAGAACUUGGAGCGGGAACAGGACUGGUGUCCGUAGUGGCAAGUUUACUGGGUGCUUGGGUCACAGCCACAGAUCUGCCUGAUGUCCUGUCAAACCUGAGCUUUAACCUCUCGCGCAACACACGCGGCCGCUGCAGAUACACACCUCAGGUGGCGCCUCUGGUCUGGGGUCAGGAUGUGAAACGUGACUUCCCCAGCUCAGUCUACAGUUAUGAUUAUGUGCUGUGUGCAGAUGUGGUCUAUCAUCACAACUUUCUAGAGGAUCUACUGAUCACUAUGCAGCACUUCUGCAAGCCAGGAACCACCCUACUCUGGGCAAAUAAGGUGCGAUUCCAAUCUGACCUGCAUUUCAUUGAAAACUUCAAAAAUGUUUUUAAUGUCACAUUGCUGGAAGAGAUCCCACAAGAGGAGGUCAGGAUCUACCAGGCCACUGCAAGGAAGUCAGCCCAACAACAUGAUGUGUAGCAAGAACUGUACAUGGGAGAUUGUACCUUAAAGGAGAAGUUCACUUCCAGAGCAAAAAUUUACAGAUAAUUUACUCACCCCCUUGUCAUCCAAGAUAUUCAUGUCUUUCUUUCAGUCGUAAAGAAAUUGUUUUUUGAGGCA